CGGAUCCCAAAAAAGUGACGUUGCAGGAUAAACAAACGGAGGAGAGGCAGCUCAGACGGAGACAGAGCAGUGCGGCAGCCUGUAUCCUGGCAUUUUGUAACAAAAAAUAUAUAUUUAUAAAGCGGAUAAUGCAGUCUUCCAAGAGGAGCGAGAGUGACUGGCAGGGGCUCGUCAGCGAGUUCCUGGUGUGUAAACGUAAGCUGGAGAGUAAGAAAGAGGCCCUGCUCAUUCUGUCCAAGGAGCUGGAUACCUGUCAGCAGGAGAGAGACCAGUACAAGCUGAUGGCCAACCAGCUGAGGGAGCGCCACCAGGGCCUCAAGAAGAAGUACAGGGAACUCAUUGAUGGCGACCCCUCUUUGCCACCAGAAAAACGCAAUCAAGUAAACCUGGCUCAGCUGUUGAGAGACUCGAGAGAACGAGCAAAGCAGCUGGCCGAGGAGGUGAAGGAGCUGACUCAGAGACUCACGGAGGCCCAGGGGGAUAACAAGCUCCUGAGGAUGACCAUUACUCGACAGAGGCUGGGGGAUGAGGAGGUGGGGGCACGCCAUUUCCCUGCCCAUGAACGUGAGGAUCUAGUUCGCCAGCUAGAGAGAGCAGGGCUACAGAUGGAGGAGAUGGAGCACAACAUGAAGGCUCUGACAGAUGAGCUGCAGGACGUGAAGGCGGAGCGCAGUGUGUUCAGGGAGAAGGCCUACCGGCUCAACGUGGAACUCAACCACGUCUUGGGCAACCGUGAGGCACGCAUCAUUGAUGUGGAUGCCCUCUGCAUGGAGAACAGGUAUUUGCAUGAGCGUUUCAGCCAACUACAAGAGGAGGUGAACCUGCUGAAAUCCAACAUCAUGAAGUACAAGACAGCUCUUGAGAGGAGGAAAAACUCCAGCACAUAUGGGAAAUCAAACAACAGUCCCCUCACUGGAGUACUCUCCGCCAAACAAGUCCAGGAGAUGCUUCUGGAGGAGCAGGGCUGCAGCCUGCCAGCCACGCCUCAGUCCAUAUCCGACCUCAAGUCCCUGGCCACGGCUCUGCUUGAGACCAUCCACGAGAAGAACCUGGUCAUCCAGCAUCAGAGGCACACCAACAGGAUCCUUGGGAACAGAGUGGCAGAUUUGGAAAAGAAGCUGAAGACACUGGAGGUUUCAGGACUGUGGAGUCUUCCAGGCUUGACCUACCGCGUAUCCGUGGGAAUUGGGAGGACACGAGACCAUAGCACACCAAAUGAAAACCUUCAACCGGAGCUCCAUCCAACACGUGCCACAUCUCAGCCAAACAUGCAGCCCGGAGUGCAGCCACCCAAAGUUGUGUCAGACGACAGAAGUUCACAUGAAUCAUCGUGGGAAUGCCACACCGCUGGCAGCGACCUUGGCACAGAUGGCGUCAGCAGGGAAGACGCACCUGCACUGCUCAACAGCCUGGAGCCUCUAGUGGGGGUGGGGGUGGAGACGAAUGGGAUCGACGGGAGAGUGGGGGAGAUCGUGACCCUGACGGAAGACGGAGCCGCGAUAGAGCUGGAGGAGGGGCGGAGUCCCGUGGAAGAGGCGGGGCACGAGGUCGAGGGAGUCGAGGAUGAGGAACUGGGUUCCACGGUGGAGGAAGGAGAAGAGGCAGCUCUGGCGCUGGGUGUCACGCCCAAUGAAUCAGACCUUCCAUGGCUUCAAGUCAUACAAGCCUCUGUGGAUCAUUCAGAGGUGGGUACUCAGCCCUGCGAAUCCCAGGACGAUGGGUCAAAUCAUGAACCUGAUCAUGUAGAAGCCUCAGUAUCAAUUCCAGAGAACAAGUCCACAGAGGAGUCGAAUACAGGGGAGUGGGACAUUGUGGAUCUACGCAGUGACACCUGUCAUAGUGACAACUUGGCAUGAUCUGAUGUCACCAAAAGACAUACGUAUUGAUAAUUGCAAUCAUCAACCCUAGUUGCAUUCACACAGUGACACCACCGUUCACUUGCCCCCUUUUCCACCUAGCAGCUCUGUUUCAGUCAAUAAAACAGAGAGAAAACACUUUUUCAGCCACCACUGAAGGAGCCAGAGGUGCACUUUGUAUCGAGACAGGGUGGUUGCUGCGCAGGAACAGGAAAUCUCGAAAUCAAUGGAGUCGCAAACUCCAUGCCCUACAGGGAGAAUUUAGCUAGGAAAAUAACAAAUAUGGCAGCUUCAACUCCUGCGCCCCAUAUUCCCCUCUUCCUUUCCCCCUGCGAUAAGAUAAUCCCAAUUGUUUGCUUUCUUCUUCUUCCUUAAGGGAUGCCAAUAAACUUAGUGCUGCAUUUUGUUGUGACUCUCACAGGGAGUCCAAAUUGGCCUAACAUGUAAUGAAUGUGCUGUACAUAUGUGUAAAUGAAUAAUAUUCAUAUCUGAAACUCUAUUGAUGUCUCUUCAUCUCAAUGGAUGAAUCUUGCUCAUCAGCAAGUUUAAAUUUGCCCUUAUUUAUUUUUAUUUAGAAGUUGAUAUUUGAAUGCGACAACAUGUGCCUUAUGUGUGGAAAUGUAUACUGAUAUUUAUUAAUAUAAAAGCAUAAACCAGCAAUAUGACCUGUCUUGAAGAUGGUAUUACUGACAUAUACACAACAAAAGAUAUCUGAUUUGUCCAGUGCAGUGAUUCCCAACCAGGGGUACUUAUACUACAGGGUGUACUUGGAAAGACUGUGGAAUAGCUCAAAUAAUAUGAACAAAACAGACAGUAAAACAAAAGCAAUGGAUUCAUGCAGGGCUUAACAAUAAGGAUCCCUUCUCUCUCUGCCCCUUUCACGCUCAAUACUGUCCUAUAAAUUAAAAGCAAAAGGUUUAGUUGGGGACUGCUAUGAGUGGUGACACUUAUGGGAAACUAUGAUGAUUGGUUAAAUGUACAAGAAAGUUGCCAUGAUUGGACAAAAUGCAAGGCCAGACCAGACCAACCUAAACAUUGACACGACACUCUUUCACUGCACUCUAAAUCUUGAAAUAACAUUUUAAAAUAAAUCCAAAUGAACACAUUGGGAACACCACAAGCAGAGACAAUGAAGGGGCACUUGAGUUCGGAACCACUGGUCUCGUGACAUUGAAAGUUUUGAUUGAUAUUUGUAUCAGCUCCCUCCUUAAGCUCGAAACCACACAAUUGGGAAUUUCAUCUGAUCUAAACUUCCACUCUGACACAGAGGCUGACUUUGUGAACUCGGUAUAAUAUUUGUUUGAGCUUUCACACACAGAUGAGGUUUGUUUGAUAGUAAUGUUCUGAACCAGAAAAUGAGCCCAUAUCCGCAGAAAAUCGCUCGACUCAUUUCUAAGUGUUCGCAAGGUUGGUCCCUCAUUAAUUCUAAAUGCAGCAGUCUCAGUCUUUUGAUUGUUUUACAGAUUAAAGCAGCUUAACUUGAUUCUCUUCUUUCUGUCCUCGGGAGAAAUUAUUCCAGCAUCAUAAAUCUACAUUGAGUUGUCUGAAAUCAUGUUCAAAUUCUUUAUUUAAUUGAAUUAACAUAUCUCUUUUUGGAAAACAUUUAUUUUGGGUGCCAUGUAAAAGCGUAUUAAAUGUUACUGUCCAUUGUUUAGGGUUUUGUUCAUGUCCAACGAUUUUUCCAGCUUCAAAUACAUACAGUAAAUAUUCAACAAAGUGUCUUAGUAUGAUUGUGUAACUGACAAACCAAAGUUAUUAACACCAAAAGUUUUCCAGAACUGUGAAAUUGAUGCGCAGACACACCCAUUUCGUCUAGCAGCCAAAGCUUCAAGCCCACUGUGUAUUCUGAGAAUCAGUGGUAAGGCCUACUCUUCCUGCACGCAGGUGACAGCUGGCCUCUCCAGGCAAACACAGUGUCAAAGCCAGAAUCCAUGAACUGCUUAUUCUGCAGAAGGCCGCUUGCUAUUUUUAAUCUCUGACACAAAAUAGAGGCGAGAAGAGAGAAAGAACUCAAGCUUGGGAGCCAUGGUGUGUACCCAGUGUCGGCCCUGUGCCAGGCAGCUGAUUUGGCACACUGCAGCAAGCCCUUUUUUUUCUGAGGAGUUUAAGUUUAUAAACCAGAUGGAGUCUGAACUAAUGGAAUUGUAAGAUGAUACCAGCUUGCAUUGGGUUGCUCAUAAAGUCAGUAACCAUUUUUUUUGUACUUGUGUGAAAGCCUCGAAGAAAUUAGAGAGCUUUGCAUAUCUGUUGGAUAAGAAAAAACAAUAGUGAGACACAUUGUGGGAUUCAGGGAAGAUGCCCCUUGUUGUUGCAUGUUGAUAAUAUUUUUCUUUUGUCUGUCCUGUCUUCCAUUCCUUGACCCAGUGUUUCUCCGCAGUAUGGAAAAGUCUGAUUUUUAGGAAUUCCCAGGUCUGAAUAAGCAUGGGAAAAGGAAAACAGAGAGUGGAAAAUAUCUGUUUCCACACUACUGCCCCAUUCUGUUUUAGAAAUUAUAGAAAUAAAUUAAAUAACUGUACCAAAUCUGGACAUACACGACUAAAUUAGUUUGACAGAAAACUAAAAUAUCUUUGAACUUUUGAACUCUUUUCAACUAAUUUUUGGUUCUUAUUUAUAAAAGAAACUAAAAAAAUAUCAGGGAAACAAUAAUAUUUAGUCAGUAUGGUUUCCAUGAGCUACAUUACCUCACUAUAAUCUGGUAAUUAUUAGUGUUGAAACUCUGUUACCCAUGAGUCAUCGCUUUUAAAACAUCCUCUCUUUUUUCUCACUUUACAUGGACCUUCGUUCAACAUUCAGUUAUAACUUGUUUUCCAUCAUUAUCUAAAGAAUAUUUUAAUGAAAACUUUUAAGAAAUAAUUGUGGCCCCAAAUAAAUGAAAUAAGCAGUAUGCAUGCUUUAGUGCCAUCUAGUGGUGAGGUUGCAGAUUGCAACUAACUGAAUACCCCUUCUACUUAGACCUCUGUUUCCAAGUAUGAAGAGAGCUUACGGUGGCCUUCAGGCAUUGGCGGAUCUGUCUAUAGGCAACAUAGGCAGCAGACAGGAGGAUGUGGUGUCAAAU
Epinephelus fuscoguttatus (brown-marbled grouper) is the source of this 4911-nucleotide messenger RNA. It is a transcript of the gene ccdc149a, whose product is annotated as coiled-coil domain containing 149a. Bases 129 to 1856 code for a protein of 575 amino acids. NCBI's taxonomy places the organism in Eukaryota, Metazoa, Chordata, Actinopteri, Perciformes, Serranidae. The transcript has 13 exons. The record is from RefSeq and is a predicted model, not a curated record.